Molecule: messenger RNA, 13615 nt
Organism: Hylaeus volcanicus
Lineage: Eukaryota; Metazoa; Arthropoda; Insecta; Hymenoptera; Colletidae
Product: multiple PDZ domain protein-like
Exons: 39
Coding region: 245-8470 (2741 amino acids)
Molecular function (GO): protein binding
Source: RefSeq, a predicted model, not a curated record
GGCAAGGAACUGUCAAGUGCUCGAUAGUUUGGUACAGUCAGCUGAUGGCAAAAUGCAAUUACACGCUUUCUGUGAUAUUUAAUGAAAUCGCUUGCAAUUUUCUUGCGCAACUGUGAAAUUCCUUGAGAGCUAUCGACUCGCAACCUGCUCAUCUUCUAUUUGUAUUUCGUGAAAGGAUUUUGGCGAGGUAGACAUACAAGGAUUUUUAUACUCAUUUAGAUAAAUCUAAACUGACAGGAUCAAAAUGCCUUUAAGCGCAGACAUAUCCACGGCGCUCCAUUUAUUGGAGCAUGUUCAAGAAAGAGUGGAAGACUGCGACGAUCCUAAGCUACAGAUGCAUACAACACAGGAUAUCAGAUCUUUAAUUUCCCUACUGGAAGAUCCAGUAUUUCGAAGUAUAGUGACAAUUCAAGACUCCCUAAUCGAGUUGAAUACUCAGUUAGGACAACAUCCGUCUAUUUUGCCUGGAGAUUUUGACAUCAGUAUCAGUGGACAAUUGGAGCUCUCAGUUCCCAGCACACCGGUGCAGCCACUUGGACCAAAUAUGUACCAGGAUUUAUAUCAAGAUAGUAGCGAAUUGGAGGACCAGAGGGUUCCUGUUGGUCCAUUAGUGCACAGCAGCAGCGAGGAUACUAGUGCACAAGUUACAAGUCCUAGCCUUGUGUCGGAGGUUAUGGGAAUGCCUCCAAUUACAACUACAACCUAUGCUAAGGAGUUCAAGAAGGUCAUCGAAGCCGCCGCAAGAGGUCGCCAGAUAUUCACUGUGCAGCUGUAUAAGCCAGAGGGGACCAGCCUGGGGUUCAGUGUCGUUGGUCUACGCAGUAAAGACAAAGGGGAACUUGGCAUAUUCCUGCAGGAGAUACAGCCCAAUGGCAUAGCAGGCUGUGAUGGUCGAUUGGUAGAAGGAGAUCAGAUAUUGGCGAUAGAUGGACAGCCACUAGACUCGAACAUCUCUCAUGAGCAGGCAAUCUCGAUUCUUCAGAAGGCACGUGGUCUGGUUGAGUUGGUCGUAGCGAGAAGCGCCCAAGACAUUGGGAGUUCCUUGCCGACGGAUGAAUUGUCCGGAGGUUCGAGUUCGACAACGGCCGCGGGAGCAGGUGUGUCCAUCGUCGGCGGCGUUGUCGGUGCGGCGACCAACCAGACCAGCUCCGACAAGAAUCAAUCGGUGUCAGUAUCGUCCGUCGUUACACCGGCGCCGACCCCGAAGUCUAGCCAACCAGCCAGCACCACCUCGGCGGCAACACCGACACCGACACCAACGCCGACACCCACACCGACCUCAACACCGGUACCCGGAAGCCUCGUUGUCGAAAGGAGCCCCUCCGCCGUCAGCGACGCCUCCAAGAGUGGCUCUGACAUGGUGCUGAACACGGAAUGGGCACAAGUUGAAGUUAUAAAUCUAAUCAACGAUGGCAGCGGUCUUGGAUUCGGAAUUGUCGGUGGGCGCAGCACCGGCGUUGUCGUCAAGACAAUCCUCCCCGGAGGCGUCGCAGAUCGAGAUAAUCGGCUGCAGAGCGGGGACCAUAUAUUGCAAAUCGGCGAUGUCAAUUUGCGGGGAAUGGGAAGUGAACAGGUUGCCGCGGUUCUGCGACAAUCCGGCACACACGUGCGCCUCGUUGUCGCGCGACCUGUGGAACCAACUUCACCUGACUACCAGGCACUCGGUAGCCACGCUCCUAUCGUACCUACGAAGAUUCUCGGCGACCCGGAUGAGCUGGAUCGCCACCUGGUGCACAGCGUGCCGGAGACGUAUAACAUACGUCACGUGCAGAGCGAUACGGCAUACGACAACGGCUACAUGUACUCGCAGGAAUCCGACGUCGAGAUGCAUGCGAGACCUGGUCUCAUCAUGGACGUAGUACGCAAUCCAAUGCCAAUUGGAGCGAUCCCAGUGAUACCGGCGGUCCCAGUGCAGAUCCCUGAGCUGCCUGUUCUCACCAUGGACACCAUCGACGUUAAUUCACUGCCAGAAAUGGAACGCUUUACCGUCGAGCUUAAGAAGGACAUUUACGGCCUUGGGAUCACUAUUGCUGGAUACGUUUGCGAAAAGGAGGAGUUGUCGGGUAUUUUCGUAAAAAGCAUCAGCGAGGGUAGCGCGGCCGAUUUGAGCAACAAGAUCCAGAUCAACGAUAGAAUAGUGGAGGUAGACGGCCAUUCUUUACAGGGUUACUCGAAUCACGAGGCUGUCGAAGUUUUAAGGCGCACCGGGCAAACGGUAGUUUUAUGCCUGGAGAGAUAUUUACGUGGACCAAAGUACGAGCAGCUUCAACAGGCAAUUGCGGCCAGCGAACUGAGACUACCUCAGCCCAGCUCGCCAUCGAUAACAAGUCUACCAAGCUUUCCCAUUAGUGCUGAUGGAGAAACUACUACCGAGAUAGAACCGGAAGGCGAGUCACACACAACCGUAGACAGCGCUGUCCUCCAAGAAGGUGAACGUGAAAGGGCCUCCGAAGAACUGGAUGAUGCAGCUAACGUGGAGGCUCUAUUGAGCGAUCCAUCCAGCGAGCUGACGCCACAAAUUCGGGCCGCGAUCAAGUCCAAGUGGCAGAAGAUCGUUGGUCCAGACACGGAAAUUGUGGUGGCACAGCUGAAGAAGUUCGCAGAGGGUAGCGGUCUUGGGAUCAGUUUGGAAGGGACGGUGGACGUGGAGAACGGCCAGGAAGUGAGACCUCAUCAUUACAUACGAUCGAUACUUCCGGAGGGACCUGUAGGACAGAAUGGAACGCUGCGUUCAGGGGACGAAUUGCUAGAGGUGAACGGAUAUCGGUUGCUCGGUAUUAAUCAUAUGGAAGUAGUUAGCGUGUUAAAAGAAUUACCUAUACACGUUCGUAUGGUUUGCGGGAGGAACAUCGCGUCGCAAGAUCCUCUCUGCCCCAUCGAUACUGCUCAACAUCAGGCUGCGUUCCAGACCAGAAGCAUUCUUGGAGGAUCUCUGCAAAAUUUAUUGCCAACUAUGGAUCGUCUGGUGAAGGCCAAGUCCGAUGGUUCGCUGGCCUCGACGACGACCACGGCCACCGUGACCGACGCCAGCUUGAACAAGAUGAAAUCACGUUCUCUGGAACCGUUGACUGGCCUUGCGAUGUGGAGCUCCGAGCCGCAAAUCAUCGAAUUGGUAAAAGGAGAGCGGGGCCUUGGGUUCUCCAUUUUGGAUUAUCAGGAUCCAAUGAACCCCAACGAGACUGUGAUAGUAAUAAGAUCCCUGGUGCCUGGAGGUGUGGCCCAGGUGGACGGGCAACUGAUACCAGGCGAUCGCCUUUUGUUCGUCAACGAUAUCGCUCUGGAGAACGCGACCUUGGACCAGGCGGUGCAAGCACUGAAGGGAGCCCCGAAGGGCACCGUUCGCAUCGGCGUGGCCAAGCCGUUGCCAAUACCCGACAGUAUUGUCCAGAGGGUGCCGCCGAUUUGUCCCGUGAGACGCAGCAAAAGCUUCCCCAACGAAACCGAAACGACAGAUCACGCAGCCGAGCUCGAGGAUUUCCUCUCCUCAAGAUCAGGAGUUACGGAGCUGUCGAUGGACAAGCCAGAGACGGACGAGGAGGACGAGGACCACUGGAAGGACGCUUCCCCGCUUACGCCGACCUGCAGCCCCGCGAAGCGUUCCCUGAAACCAUUCGACGAGCCAUCGAGGACUGUGGAGGCCGACGUCCACGAGUUCCAACCCUCCAGCGGCCCCUCAUCCCCCAAAAGAGACGUUCUCGCCAGUGGAACAUCGCCAGAAACGAAGUACGGUCAGGACGUGGCCACUGAAGUCGAGAAAGCAACGCCCAAAGUGAAGUUAAAGCGAGAGCCACUGGUCGAAGACGAGGAGGAACGAUCGAUACAAAAAGUGCCUGAAACCGAAACGUCUGUCCAGAAGCGCACAGACCAGGAGAGAAGGAGAGGCUUGAGGCGCAUGGACUCGGUGGAUAGGAUGUCCAUGUCCAGGGAGACCCUGACCAGGAGGGACUCCGCGGAGAAGGGCGCCAAGAAGAAGAUACUCAAGGAUAACGAGGCCAGAACAUCUAGAAGAAGAGUAGACGAGGAGGUGGAUUCCAAGAGGUUGGACUCUAUAGGCAGCGAAGGAUCCACGAAGAGGAGGGAUGAGGAGACGAGGUUUUCGAGGGAGCACAGGAAGAGCCUCAAGGAGCAGGAGUGCAUCGAGAGGGUCACGGAGUUCCUGGCGAAGCAUAGUUUGGGGUACACGGAGGCCCCUAGCAUUGUUCCAGAGGCCAUGGGCCCAGAAAUCAUUCAACCGAUCAGUAAGCCUCCAGAUAUCCCCAAAGAACAAGCUCAGCGUCCAUCCACUCUAAUCGAGCCUCGUCCUUCUAAAGGAACCAUGGAAGAUAAGAAAGAAGUCGCUCACAAGUCACCUGAGGAGUCGAAGGCCUCCAAGACGCCUUCCUCGGUAGAAUCUGAGAAGCCCAUACCACUGGAACGAGUUUCAGUGACCGUCGAGGAGCUGAAGGUGGUGACGAGUCCCGAAGCAGAGACGUCAGGGACGAAGAGGAGGAGCUCGAUGCGCAAACGAACCUUCUCCAGGGAGUCCUCCAGGGAAUCCUUGCUGGACGACACCAAGAAGGAAGUCAGGAUACAGGAGAACGUCGAGGAGAUCUUCUUCGAGGUCCCCUGCGAGCAGGUGGGGAUCCUCGCAGAGAUUCAACUUGUGAAGGCCAGGAUCAUCACCGCUGAAGAAGCAGCUGCCAACCGAUUAGAAGAACCCGCUGCCAGGGUAGAGGUUCACUCUCCACCGGAAAUAGUCUUCGUGUCGGACGCUUUGAGGGUCAGAACAGGGCGUGUGCCCUCCCCAGAGACUGUGGACAAGUCUUUGCUGCAACUGGCGAGCCUGGCUAAGUCUACUUCGGAGAAUACUCUGGUUGGAUCGAGGGAGCAACUGGAGGAAGAGAACAAGGUGUCCCAGAGGAACAUCAAAGCUGAGAUACUGUUGGAUUUGUCGAAGGUGGACGUUGGCGAGGGGACGAAGACCGAUGGCGAGAGGAAGGAGAGGAAACUGAGUAGGACGGGCAGCGAGGGGUCAAAGAGGGCUGCCCUGAGGGCUCAGGCCAGGGCGAAGGAGACGGAUGGGUUCAGGAUUGGGAGCUUGGCGCAACCUGAUCAACCUGAGCUUACGGUUCUGGUGGAGACCAAGGCGGAGAGGAAGAGAAGUCUUGACGACGUGGGGGAUGGACUGGUCGAGGAUGCUAAAAAGCCUGAGGACCAGAGCCAGUCGAGUCCGCGACUGACAGAGACCGAACCAGAGGAGCCAGCGGGGAAGUCCCCCGAAGUUGAACCGAUCCAGAGGGACGAGAGGUCAGAGGAGGAACCGAGCGACCUAGAGAAGGACCCAGAAGAGGAUCCGGGGCCUGGUGAUUAUGACAGGAUCCUCUGGCAGCAGAGGUGCCCGCUGCUGGAGGAAACAGUCGCCAGAUCCGAGGAGGACAGCCUCAUCAGCAAGGAGCACUCUCUGGAAUACCAGAGCCAGACCCUAGAGAGCCAAUCGGAUCAUCUGUUGCACCAAGUGCUCUCGUCCUCCUUGGAGGAUCUGCUCAGAUCCGUCCCCGAUUGUUGGCCGGAGUCGCAAGACAAAGCCGUUGAAGAAGUCGAGCGUAGCUUCAAGGAGACCCAGUACUCCCCGAAGGAGAAGUGCGACGCGGAGACACAGACCGAGCAGGAGACAAAGAGCACCCAGUGCAGCCCCGAACAGAGCAUCGUCAGUCCAUCCGAGGUCUCCAGGGACAGCCCUCUGCAGAGGAGAUACUAUCAGAGCCCUAGGAGGGAGGUCCAGACACAAACCCAGGGGGACAGCAAGAGCGUUCAGUGCUGUUUGGAUGAUUUGGGAGGACUUGGGUUCUCGAAGACUUCAGAGUUAGGGGAUUCGUUCGAUAGCCCGUCUAGAUCCGAGAGGAGCCAGGUGAAGGAGUCCAAGAGCGUACAGUGCAUACCUGAGGAUAUCUCUACUAGUCCUGGCAAGUCCAUCAGCAGCGUCGCCUGCUCGCCUUCUUUGGACAGGUCCUUCCGCAGUCCCCGAAGGGAGGUCGAGGUCCAGACAGUCCAGGAGUCGAAAGCCAUCCAGUGUAGCGACGAUGAGUUGUUAGAGGCCGAGUUCGUGGACAGUGGUUAUCAGCCACGGUUACAGAGCCGACCGGUGAGCUCCGUGUCCCAGAAGACCGAGAGCUCGGGGUCCUCCAGCUGCGGCUCGCCCUGCAGGAUUCCAGCGGUCGUUUUCGCUGACGAGAGAGUCGACAUGACGGUCACUCACCAGGUCCACGACGGGAACAUCAACUGGUCCAAGCACUGGGGCCCUGAGCGGUUGGUGGAGAUCUACAGGGAGCCAAAGACUAGUCUGGGGCUGAGCAUCGUUGGUGGAAAGGUCGACCUGCACAAUGGCAGUUCUAGUAAGUCUCAGAACAUAUCCGGGAUAUUCAUAAAGAACGUUUUGCCGAACAGUCCCGCCGGAAGAACCGGCGAAUUGAAGGUCGGAGACCGCAUAAUCGAGGUCGAUGGCGUGGACCUGCGACAUGGCACGCACGAGCGGGCGGUUGAGGUCAUACAAGCCGCCGGAAAUCCUGUCUGUCUUCUCGUCCAGUCUCUGGUGCACCUGAACGAGAACGAAGAGCAAAGCGACGAAGGUGGCAGGCCAGGAAGAAGGCAGAGCACCAGGAAUCGACUGCCUGCAUCUGGUGCAGCUCCUGGGACACCCACGACGUCCUUUCGUCAAAAACCAUCCCCUGUCUCUCCAGCCGGGUCCACCACGCCGGAAGUGACACAGGGAGGAUUCGAGGACGAAGACAGGCAGAGUAGCUCGAGGUCGGAUUUCAGAAGACAAAGUACAAGAUCUUCAGAUGGCGCGGGGACCAGUGCGCGAAGAUCCUCCAUGAAGAAGUCGAUUCGGAAAAAGGCACCGUCACCGCCUUCUAAUCCCGGCAUUCUGCGAGAAGUGAGCGAGGAGAAGGAAGACAAUGGUGCGAAGGAGGAAGACAAGACCCCAAAAAAGAAGUAUUCCUCGGACGAGAGCUCGGAGGAGGAGGACACCAGAGACCUCGAGGGAAACGUCUACACUAAAGCUGGCAUGGAGAUUUCGAGGAAAAGCGCUGGAAACGUGAAGCGCACGAAGCAGGAGAUCGAAGCCGACCCAGAACAAGAGGAUGAAUUCGGUUACACGAACAUGAAAGUCCAAAAGAAGUACCACUCGUUGGGAAACAAAGUGAUGUUAGUGAAGGUGGAGAAGGACAGGUGCGGUUUGGGAAUUUCACUUUCUGGGCACAAGGAUAGAAAUCGAAUGGCGGUGUACAUUUGUGGCCUUAAUCCGAAAGGUUCAGCUCAUAAAGGAGGCCAGCUGGCGGUUGGCGACGAGAUACUCGAGGUGAAUGGCUGUGUACUGCAAGGAAGAUGUCACUUGAAUGCAUCCGCUCUCAUCAAAGGCAUGGCUGGCACAUGUUUCAAAGUUGUCGUAGUACGGAGGAGUACAGGUAUCGAUAAUCUCGCAGUCAAACCGAUCGUUCAGUUCCCUCCGGCUUUGGACGACUCGGAACUGUUCAAACACUAUAAAGGAGUACGCAGCAUGCCCGUGAAAAAGGGUCAGUACGGACUAGGUAUAAUGAUCAUCGAAGGAAAACACGCAGAGGUCGGCCAAGGUAUAUUCAUCUCCGAUAUACAAGAAGGCAGCGCCGCGGAGCAGGCUGGCUUGAAUGUGGGUGACAUGAUCCUGGCUGUCAACAGGGACUGCUUGUUGGGUUCGACCUACGAUGAGGCUACCAGUCUCUUGAAAAAGGCUGAAGGGGUUGUGACCCUAACAGUGUGCAAUCCUAAUCAGAGCAAAGUUGCGAAGGAAGAGGAAGAUAGAGCGAAAGGCAUUAUUCCAGAACCAGAGAAAGCUGCACCGAAAGAACCAGAGAAGCCAAAGGAACCCGAGCCACCACAAGAUCCAAAAGAUUGUAAGAUACAGCCAGGAAGGGACACAACGAUAGAAUUCCAGAAGGACAAAGACAAGGGCAUAGGCUUCACUAUAGCUGGGGGCUCUGACACGCCAUGCAAAGGAGUCUUUAUCAUCGAGGUGUUUCCUGAUGGAGCAGCUGGCAAAGAUGGCCGACUACAGGCUGGCGACCAAAUACUUGAUAUGUGUACCAAUAGUUUCAAAGAAAUCGAGCAUGAGAAGGCACACGCGACUGUCCUGAAAGUAGCAGGAACUAUCACGAUGGUGGUGCAUCGACACGAGAAAGCGGAAGAAGAAAUUGACGUUGAAUUGCAAAAGAAAUCCGGCAAAGGAGCUGGCCUCUGUUUGACGGGAUACAAGAGUGGCAAGGGGGCAUAUGUAUCAGAUCUGAUACCUGGUGGUAGCGCUUUGGAAAGUGGGAAAAUCUGCAAAGGAGACAGAGUGGUGGCAGUGGGUGGCACAGACGUUCGCGAAGCACCAGUCGAGGACAUCGCGGUCCACGUGAAAGUCUCCAACCCGGUGCAAUUGAAACUUGCUAGGUACACGUCCGCCAAGCAAUGACAGGGUUCUGCAGGCGGAACUCUGAAGACGAAUCUUUGGAUACGAAUCCCCCACAGACACCGCGGACUCUAGUGUUACGUAACUGACUAUACCAAAGUAAUUAUAAAUAUAGGUACCGUUUACUAUAAGUAUCAUAAUUCUAUGAAACAAAAGAGAGGGAAAAAAGAACUAAGAAACCGGAGAGCAAGUCGAUCGUAUUAGUGAUAUCGUUUCAUCGAUGCGAUCUACGUUCUUACUACGUGACCGACAUUUUUCACGCCGAGAAACCAUGAAACGCGACCUACGAGAUGACAAAUCGGAGCGUUUCGCGGCCGAGCAGAGGUUAACACGCGACGAACAAUACAAUUUUAUAGCGACCCGGCGAAUUGAAGCCUGUUCAAUGCGAUUCAUCGACGACAAACCGCGUCGAACUUGUAAAGAUUCCGUCUGCCAUGAUCAACAUCCGGCAUAGUAGUUGAUACGAAAGCCACGUUAUACCGCAUACUAUUUAGCGACGACAGAGUAUUUAUGCAGUUAUAGAGAGUAAUAUUGUAACAGACGGGACUACGGUGAACGGUUUACGUGCUGGUAAAAAGGAGGAGAGCCUGGAGAAGGGUGACAGAGAACCCCCCGAAACACUGAGGAUGACUUGGAGGAUCCCUCUACUUCAGAUAGGUAUUUCAAAAAUUAUUUUGGGGGUGAAGUACAUGUUGAAUUGUUUUGAAAUUUUAAUUGUGAAUUUGUUAGGUGUUUUAGGAGGUUUGUAAAUUUUUGUAGCUGUAUAGUCCAUGCACAGGGGCGUCUAGACGCUUUGGGUUGUGAAGCUAUGAGAUGUGUCUUCUAGGCACCCUUAUGCUUCGAGAAGUACUCUCCAGAGCAAGCAUCUUCAAAUCAUAAAAAUGAUUGUAUUUCUAUGUCAAUUCUCCCUCCAAAAAUGGUAGAGUUGAUUCACCUCUAUUUCCAAAUCUUUUACAAAACAAUUUAUAUCUUACAAAAUAGUAAGCCGAAAAGUAAGCCCUUCUUAUUUCACACUUCCAAAAAGAAUGUAAAAACAAAAAUAGUGGUUUUGAGUUGUCGAUGGUGAGGCGAUCCCCUCGUGGUGCUCUUCAGGGAACAGAGUAGUUACGUGACCUGUAGCCAUUUUCUCGAGUCUCCUUUCCUUUCGAGGCCAGUUCAUCGUGUCUUCAUACAAAACCAGAGAUCUUGCUUGUACGUUUCGUAUUACUUACGUUUAAGUUAGGCGUAUUAGAGAGAAUUAGGGGUCGCGUGAUCCGAAGCGCGCGUCUUACCAUCUGUGACUUUCGCGAUGAAAUUAUGAGAGUCUUCGAGAUCCUUCGGAGAGACUUUCGUGGAGAAGUCGAAGAGAAAAAUUAUGGUUGAUUUCUAGUAGCACUUAAGGAACGCUCACGCUCCACAUAAAUAAAAUAUUAAAUUGUUUCUACCCCAAUGGAGACUAUUAUAAUUUGUAAUACUUGAUGCUAUUGAAAUUUAAUAUACAGUGUAAACAAAUACCUAUAUGUUAAAAAGUUAAAUCGUAAAUUUAAAAAUUAGUUGUACAUUUGGUUUGAUUAGAAAAAUUUAUGAGGCAAUGAAGCAUAAGCUAUAUUCCGUUAUGCUUUAGAUUUCAAUUUAAUGUGAAAGAUUUUGAGGGAAGUUUCUUGAGUGCUAGUGUAAAUCAGAUCGAAUCUCUCGAAGGAUCAACAGAGACCACACAAAGAAGAUUCAAGUGAUUCAGCUUCGACGAAAGCAAUCGUUCGCGGAAGACUUGUUGAAAACACUAGAGCGGCUUGUUGAUUGCGUGUAGUUCAAUUUAUCCUAUUAUCCUAGUCCUUAGCGUAGAUUUUCAACGGGAGAGAGAGGGGGAGAGAGAGAGAGAGAGAGAGAGAGAGAGAGAGAGAGAGAGAGAGAGAGAGAGAGAGAGAGAGAGAGAGAGAGAGGAGCGCGUGAGAACGACAGAGAGAAGAGUAGUAUACGUACAGUUGCGUGAAGACUCGAAUGCACGUUCAUUUGAGCGAAAGAUGGUGGAUGAAUCGAUCAUUUUUUGGUCGAAUUUAAUCGUGGCGAGAUAUUCACGACUCGAUGCAUGGCACGAGUGACCAUACUUCUCGUUGGUGUCCUUUUGGGAUGUUCGAAUUGAUUCGGGUGAAAUGAUGAUUUUUUGGUGGUAGCGAUAAAUAUUUAUUUGUUAAAACAAACAGUCGAAAAUAACUAAUAGCAGUUUGUUUAAAAUUUGCAAAAUGCCCCAGUUUAAUUAAAUUCAUUCCUCCAGUUCUGUGAUCAGGAAUUAAUUCCCAUCACUGUUAUAUACAGUGAGUGUAGAAAGUAUUCGUACAUCGAUCAAUUUCCAAAAAAAAACUAUGUAAAAUUGUAAUUUAUUAAUUUAUUUUUUAUAAACAAUGUCAUUCUACAUAUUCUCGGAAAUCUCUGGAAUAGAUAUUUUACAAAAAAGAUAGCUAUUUAUGUAAGUUGCGAAAUUAACAAGAAAAAAACAAUUAAUCGAUAGAAAUGUUGAAGCAAUAAGUAUUCGCACAACUGUUUAAUUUUUAACACUUGAUUAAAAAAAAAAAGAAAUUUACAUUAAUUUAUAAGUAUAUAAUAUUUCCGUCGUGGGAUUUCCUUUUGAUUCUAUAAUUAUUGCAACUUUUCUAAACAUUAAAUUAACUAAAUUAUUACUUAUUCGAAGUGGGAUCUUUUUCCAUUCCUCUAUUAGAACCUUUUUUAAAAGUACUUUGCUGGAAAUUUGAUGUUUUCUAAUUCUUACGGAGCAAUAAACUAAUGUGUUUACGUUACAAACUCUACUGUAAAUGGUUCGUCGUAAAAAUCGUACAAAUACUUAUUGCUUCUAUACUUUUACCUACUUUUCGCCUUUUCUUUUAUUAAUUUCACAAAUUAUAUUAACUAGUAAAUGUUGUUUGGACUAUAUUUAUCUUAGAGACUUCCGAGAAUAUGUAAAAUAUCAUUGAUUAUAAAAAAAGAAGUUAAGAAAGUACAAUUUCAUACAAAAGGUUUUUGGAAAAUUGAUCGGUGUACGAAUACAUUCUACACCCACUGUAUUUCUUCAGCUCGAGCAAUAUGAUAUUCCCCACCAUUGCUACGCUUAUUGAUAAUCUGUGGCCCCAUUUUCAAACACUAUCCUUAAAUAAUAUUCACGAAUUUCCAAGAAAUGAACAACCAGAAAAUCAUUGUUUAAUCCGAAGAAUUUGGCAAGUAUUAAAGUAUAUUGUCUUGUUCGACUUAAUUGUUACACGCACUCGUGCCUGAAUCGAACUUCGCUUGUCUCGUGAAGCACGGGAACGUUUAGUGUUAAUCUCGCGAAAGAAAGCAUACAGGGUGACUCGUUUUAAUUUACAAGCUGGUAUACUUGUGGAGUUAGGUUGAGGAAAUUGAAUACUUGGAGGCUAGAAGAGGUUCGAGGUCAUUUAUACUACGAAUAAUUACUUGUGAAUGGUGGGAAAAGAAGUACAGGUGUUAAGGUCAUUUCAAUGUCACUAAUAUAUUGAGUAACAUUUAUUUUUUAUUGAAUCUUUGGAAAUAAACAACGAAACAACUAAAUAUAUAAUAUUUAUCAUUUGAUAAAUAAUCACAAGUUUAAUAACUAGUGUACUAAUUAUUCGAGUAUUUUAUCGUACAAAGUAGGUAAAUAAAUUUAUUAACUACAUACAUUGAGAAUAUUAAAGCAAAUAUAUAAUUCUAAUUCUAUUUAUCGAAGUAAAAGUUCUUGAAGAUGACUGCCAGUAGAGGUGACCUUGAAGUGUCCUUGAGGCUUUCAAUCAUUUUACACCAUUCCCAAUGCAUCGCCUCCUCGAUUUUUCCAACUCCAAUCAAUUUUUCCAACUCCAAUCAAUUUCUUCCGCUCAACCUGGUUUCCGAAACGAUAUAUCAGCUCGUGGAUCAUAAUAUAUCACCCUGUGGAUCUAGCUAUCAGCAAAUUGCACCGUAACAGCUAGUCGUUCGUUGUUCGUUGCUUUUGAUUUCGAUACACGACAUCGAAUUCAAGUCGAGCCCACACGAAAGCGAGCCAACGAAAUAGCAAGCUAGUCAGCGAUCUAAAACAAAAAAAAAAAACAAAAACCAAUGAACAUUUGAAGUCACAAGUAUUUAUAUAAAUGCAUAUAUAUUAUAUAUAUAGUAUAUACAAAUAUUUACAAAACGCUUUGUUAAUUAACACGCCGGAUCGAAAUCAAAGGUAAUAAUACGCAAAUGAUAAUUAUUGCACCCGCCUCCGUAAAGCAGUUGGUUCUGUUUACAUUGGGGUGGUCCUUAUUUUAAUGAUUUUUGAAAUUUAUGUUAUUUAGUCUAUAAAUACUUUGCAGAUGUAUCAAAAAAACUGUAUCAAAAUUCUUCUUUCGAUAACAAUUUAUAUUAAAAACAUUGAAGAUAAUAUUACAAACAUAAUUUAAAUGGAGGAAACAACUUCAUAUUCACUUGCCUGGUAUGCAAGAAAAUAAUUGAGAUAAAAAUAAAAAAUGUUUAGAGGUUGUUUCUAUAAUUAUAAAGAAGAAUUGAAAGAAGUGAAAGAAUUGCAUUAAUUUUCCAUUUGAAACUUUCGAGGGUCCAAUAGAUAUAUUAAUGUUAAAAUAAAACGCUCAAAUUUUGCAGGAAUUUUUUGUUUAUAUAUUUGCAAGGCAUCCAGGUAGCGUAACAUAGAUUUCAAAAAACAUUAAAAUAAUAACCACGCUAAUUUUGGUGCACCGCGUGUUAUGAAACGAUGAAUAGCAUCGUUGCGCAACGGGGAAACGUUUGAUUGUAAAAUGGCGGCGUGAUGGGGAGAAUUGGGGUCUGAGAUAGAAGAGAGGGGACGAGGUGUGGAAUUUUAUUCGUCGUUGAGUAACGUUUAGAGGGAUUUAGAGCGUUUUGCAAAUUAAUAGCAGGGGAGGAAGCGUUACUCCUCAAAACACGCGCCUUCGAAAUUCGGGGAGCAAUACAAUCGAGCCACUUUUACAGUCAACGACUUAAAUUAUUCUUAUUAUGAGUAUUGUUAGCAUUUGUCAUUAUUAUUGCCAUUGUCAUUAAUUAUUAUAAUUAUUAUUAUUCACGGUCACUGUCAUUGUAGCGCGGCACUGUCGAAGGUACGAAGAGAACAUUUGAUUAUAGAGCGCGGAUGAACAGAUCGAGAUCUAUUAAAAGCAUUCAUUGCAAAGUGGCAAUAUAAAACGAUCCCAUGUG